Molecule: messenger RNA, 1300 nt
Organism: Ananas comosus (pineapple)
Lineage: Eukaryota; Viridiplantae; Streptophyta; Magnoliopsida; Poales; Bromeliaceae
Product: probable calcium-binding protein CML48
Exons: 5
Coding region: 247-1068 (273 amino acids)
Molecular function (GO): calcium ion binding
Source: RefSeq, a predicted model, not a curated record
AGAAGAAGCUUCCGCGAUCAGAGGCGAAACUACGCGCGGCGCGCCGACUUUGGUGCGCGGUGAGCUCGACGAAAUUCCGCCACGACCCGACCUCCCACGGAGAACCGAAGAGGCGAAAUCCCAGUAAUACAAUCCGACCGCCUCUCCCGACGCUUCUUCGUCCUCGUCGGCUCUUCCGAUUGCGCAAACCCUAACCCUAACCCUAACCCUAACCAUAGACCUAGAACUCGUCGGAUCCCAUCAUCCAUGGCCGAGUUCAAUCGAUACCCCUCCCACUCCUACGCUCCCUCCGCCCCGCCCAUGCCGCAACCCUACUCCUCCUCCUCCCAACCCCCCGCGGCGGAGCCGCCGCACCACUACCACCAACCUCCUCCUCCUCCUCCUCCUUCCUAUGCCCAUAGCUAUUCCUCUUCCUCCUAUCCUUCUUAUUCCCAGGGCUAUUCCUCUUCUUCUUCUUCUUUCUCCUCCUAUCCUUCUUAUACUCAGAGCUAUGCCUCCUCCUCCUAUUCUUGGGGCGGUGGCGGCGGAGGAGGGUACUUUCCUCCUGGGACGCACCCGGAGAUCAUUAGGAGCUUCGAGGCGGUCGAUCGGGACCGGAGCGGCUUCAUCGACGAGAAGGAGCUCCAGGAGGCGCUCUCCUCGGGGCACCACAAGUUUAGUAUAAGGACAAUUCGAUUGCUUAUGUUCCUCUUCAAGAAUCCCACUCACCCUACCAAAAUAGGACCUGCUGACUUUGCUGCUCUCUGGAAUUGCCUUGGUCAAUGGCGGGCCAUAUUUGACAGAUUUGAUAGAGACAGAAGCGGAAAAAUCGACUCAGAGGAAUUGAGAGAAGCACUUCGAAGUCUUGGAUAUGCAGUUCCACCUUCUGUUAUUGAGGUGCUUAUAUCCAAUUACACUGAUGGAAGGUCUGGCAGGGGGGGUCUCAACUUUGACAACUUUGUUGAAUGUGGGAUGAUUGUCAAGGGUUUGACUGAGAAGUUUAAGGAGAAAGAUGCUCGCUACAGCGGCUCGGCAACUUUUACAUAUGAUGCCUUCAUGUCGAUGGUCAUUCCCUUCAUUGUUCCUUAGAGAGAUUAGUCUUUUGUGUUAUGUCUGUAAAAUCUCGGUCCUUCUGUAAAUCCUGUUUUUUUAAUACCUGUUUUGACACAAUCACACAAUUUGUUCUUUUGUACAAUGUUCGCUUGGUUGAUAAAUGCAUGUGAUGUAUAGUUAGUUUCCUUAUGGCUGGAGUGGCUAUAUUGUUAGAUUUGUUUAUACGCUUCAAUGCCAGUAAUAUUAUUUCAUUUUGGUGCCUGUAUUA